UUGGAAAAUCAAUCGAUCUAUCUGGGCUUGGAAAUUGGAUGCUUGAGAUCGCCGACUCUUGUUUGUUAAGGUUUUCUAAAUCGAUGAAUCCAUGGUCUGAUCUACGAACGAAUAACAACUAAAACUAACUCUGCAAUCAGGGCGGUGCCGUUGAAUUCCGCAAUGGCAUCAUCGGCGGCGCCUAAUGUCGAUCUCUUCGAUGCUUAUUUUCGACGCGCCGAUUUGGAUCGAGAUGGCCGUAUCAGCGGUGCUGAAGCUGUGUCCUUCUUCCAAGGUUCCGGUUUAUCCAAGCAGGUUCUCGCGCAGAUUUGGGCAUUUGCAAACCAAAGCCAAAGUGGUUAUCUAGGGCGGGCAGAGUUUUAUAAUGCCCUUAAACUUGUGACUGUGGCACAAAGUAAGCGAGAACUAACCCCUGAAAUGGUAAAAGCAGCAUUGUAUGGCCCAGCUGCAUCUAAGAUUCCCGCACCUCAAAUUAAUUUCAGUGCUACUGUUGCACCCCCAUUGAGUUCUUCUGUUUCUGCACCUGCACCUGCACCAGCACCAGCACCAGCACCAGCACCAGCACCUGCACCUGCACCUGCACCUGCACCUGCACCUGCACCACAGAUUAAUCCUGUACCCCACCAAAAUCUUGGACUAAGAGGGGCAGUUCCGAAUUUGAGUGCAAACCAGCAAAACUUUCCUUCUCAGGGAAGUCAGUUAGUAAGGCCUCUGCAAAAUUUGUCUGCUUCUGCUUCUGCUCCUAAUCUAGCACCCGGUGUUGCCACCACUCAAGGAAUCUCUGGAGUGGUGGGUGUUGGUGGAAUUCGACCUCAAGCCCUCGGUGUCUCAAGUUAUGGGUCCACUGGCAAGAUGGGUGGAGCUCCAGAAGUAACUUCCUCUCCAGUUGCAGCUAGAGGAAGCGGUCCCGCAUCAACACAGGACAUGUUUGGGCUUGGAAUGUCUGGAUCAAAUGUUGCACAGUCACCUAGACAAUAUCCUGCCUCUGGCACACAGCCAUCAGAUCAAGUGGUUAAGGAUUCUAAAUCAGUGGAUAAUUCUGUGAACGGUUUUGGUUCUGAUUCAUUUUUUGGGGGGGAUAUGUUCUCAGCUAGCUCAUUUCAGCCAAAGCAAGAUUCUUCUCCGCAAGGAUUUUCAUCUGGUAGUUCUCUGCUUUCUUCAGCUAUUGUUCCUGUAUCUGGAGGGAACCAGCAAUCUAGUAGGCCUGGUGCACCUCCUGCUUCACAGAGCUCACUUGCAACCCGGCCUGUUGGUGCACAGCUUCAGCAGACCCAACCGGUGGUGAAACAAAAUCAGCAUGCUUCGCACCAGACACGUAAUAUGAUGAAUUCAGCUGGACUUCCAGCGAGAUUGCAAGAUUCUGCUUCCGGUCAGGCACAAUCUUUCUGGCCAAGGAUGACUCCGACUGAUGUUCAGAAAUAUACAAAAGUAUUCAUGGUAGUAGACACGGAUAGAGAUGGGAAAAUUACUGGGGAACAGGCCCGGAACUUGUUUCUUAGUUGGAGAUUACCAAGGGAGGUUUUACAGCUGGUCUGGGACUUAUCUGAUCAAGAUAAUGAUAGCAUGCUUUCUCUCAGGGAGUUUUGUAUUGCGCUGUACCUAAUGGAGCGACACAGAGAAGGACGUGCUCUUCCAGGAGUACUACCAAGUAACAUUGUGCUUGAUUUACCACCUGCUGGUCAACCUCCCACUCUCUACACUCCUGUAACUUGGGGGAACCCAUCAGGUUUUCUACAACAACAAGGGAUGACUGGUUCUGGUGCCCGACAAGUAAACCCUGCUGCAGGUCGGCCGCCAAGGCCGGCUGUUGUCCCUCAGCCUGAUGAAGAACCUCAGAACAAGCAGCCGAAGUCCAGAGUUCCAGUCUUGGAGAAGCACCUCAUAAAUCAGCUGAGUUCAGAUGAGCAAACUUCUAUUAAUUCAAAGUUUCAAGAAGCAACCGAAGCUGAUAAGAAGGUGGUAGAACUUGAAAAGGAAAUUGUGGAGUCCAGAGAGAAAAUAGAAUUCUACCGUGCAAAAAUGCAGGAACUUGUUCUAUACAAGAGUAGAUGUGACAAUCGUCUUAACGAGGUCAUAGAAAGGAUAUCUGCUGAUAAACACGAGGUUGAGAUUCUAGCAAAGAAAUAUGAAGAUAAAUAUAAGCAAGUUGGAGAUUUAUCAUCCAAGUUAACUACUGAGGAAGCCACAUUUCGUGACGUACAGGAGAAAAAAAUUGAAUUGUAUCAAGCAAUUGUCAAGAUGGAACAGGAUGGAAAGGCCGAUGACACUCUAAAGGCUCAUGUUUAUCGUAUCCAAUCAGAGCUUGAUGAGCUGGUGAAAUCUCUGAAUGAGCGGUGCAAGAAGUAUGGAUUACGUGCAAAGCCCACAACAUUAGUUGAGCUACCCUUUGGCUGGCAACCUGGUAUCCAAGAAGGAGCUGCUGACUGGGAUGAGCAUUGGGAUGAGCUUGAAGAUAAAGCAGAAUUUACUUUUGUCAAAGAACUCACUCUUGAUGUGCAAAACAUCAUCGCACCUCCAAAACAAAAAUUGCCGUCAGCUGUGAACAGGAAAGCUUUGGAAACUGACAGUCCAACAUCUGCAGCUUCACCUAAGGGUGAUGAUAAGUUAGAAAAGCCCCAGAGUCCAACAUUUGCAGCUUCACCUAAGGGUGAUGAUAAGUCAGAAAAGUCCCAGACUACAGAUGAGCGGGAAAUUGGCAAUGGAUCUGUUUAUAAUAAAAGUGAAGAUGGAUCUGCAAAAAGUGCUCCUAAUAGUCCAUUUGCAAGCAGUGCUAUCGGAAGCCCCCAUAAGUACUUUGCUGAUUCUGAUAUUAUGAAGACUGCUGGUGAAGAUAGCUCACUCCGUGAUCAAGAUACCAUACAAGAAACACAAAGUGACCGUAGCGGUGUCAAGUCUUUGUUUUCUGGAGACAAAAUUUUUGAUGAACCAAAUUGGGGAACCUUUGACGCUAAUGAUGAUAUUGAUUCAGUUUGGGGAUUCAAUGCCAAUAGCAUCGUUAAGGAGGAGAGAGAUCUUGACAGAGCUGGAGACAACUAUUUCUUUGAUUCUGGGGAACUGGGCCUCAACCCAAUUAGAACAGGUUCACCGCAGGCUAGCAAUCUCUUCCAGAGGAGCAGUGGAUUCAGUUUUGAUGAUUCUGUUCCAAGCACUCCCCUUUUCAGUUCAAGCAGCUCACCCCAAAGGCCCAAAGAGUGGUCAGAAACUGCUUUUGACAGUAGCUUCUCAAGAUUUGAUUCUUUCAGAACACAUGAUAGUGUAUCUUUACCUGCUCAGGGGCCCCCAGAACGAUUUGAUUCAGUCCGCAGCACUACGGAUUUUGAUCAUGUUCAUGGCUUUCCAGCUUUUGAUGACUCGGAUCCCUUUGGCUCUGGGCCGUUUAGGACUUCAUCAGAAAGUCAAACUCCAAGAAGAGGAUCUGAUAAUUGGAGUGCUUUUUAGUUUUAGUAAUUCUACCGUACGUGCAUUUUUUCUGUCUUCAGGCCUUCCUACUGUUGGCUUUGUUGGAGUGGGUUUUUUGUGUUGCUAUUUGGAACCCUCUUAUUUGUAAUGUAUUCUUUUGUAUGUAACCCUGUGUAUUCCUUGUUCCUCACUUUUUCUUUGGGGAGGGCGCGGGGUUGUGUCUAGCCCAGCAAUCCCACUUCCUUUGUUAAAUUGAAAGUGAAGGUCUGUUUAUAUUUUUGGCUGUUGGUUGAUAAUUUUUCCCGAAUCCCGUUGAAGAGAUCUCCAUCUGAAGAGAUUGUGGUAUUGAUUACUUUCUCAUUUGAGUGUUGUUUAA
Molecule: messenger RNA, 3775 nt
Organism: Gastrolobium bilobum
Lineage: Eukaryota; Viridiplantae; Streptophyta; Magnoliopsida; Fabales; Fabaceae
Exons: 13
Coding region: 163-3438 (1091 amino acids)
Biological process (GO): endosomal transport; endocytosis
Cellular component (GO): plasma membrane; nucleus; cytoplasm
Molecular function (GO): protein binding; calcium ion binding
Source: RefSeq, a predicted model, not a curated record